ACAGCAACAGAUUUCAGUAUUGUUUCCUCAUUACCUUUCAUGAACAACCCUGGAGAUGUCAACAUGAAGUUUGUUUUAGUCAUUGUGAGAACGUCAUAAACUUCCAGAAAAGAAAAUCAUGAGUGGAAAAACGAAAGACACAGUAGGUUAACAAUUGUGUUUAUGUGGAAGCACAAUCUAUCCGAGUGUCUUGCACUGAACCAGCCAGAAUACUCCAAGAGACUGUUGUAUAAAUCUUUUGAAAUUUGGCCCAGUAUUCAAAAGUCCGUGGAAAGAAAAAAACCUUGUCCUAGCUUCAGCUUCCAACUCUGAAGACAGACUUGCUUCUUUCAACGGUUUUCACAGAUCCGGUGACCUACGCUCCGAAGUCAGAAUUAGCUAACUUUCAAAAACAUCUGGAAAAAUGAAGACAUGGUUAAAAAUUGUACUUGGAGUUGCCACUUCUGCUGUGCUUGCUUUAUUGGUGAUGUGCAUUAUCUUACGUCCUUCAAGAGUUCAUGACUCUGAAGGAAGUACAACAAGAGCACUCACACUGAAGGAUAUUUUAAAUGGGACAUUUACCUAUAAAACAUUUUUCCCGAACUGGAUUUCAGGACAAGAAUAUCUUCAUCAGUCUACAGAUAAUGAUAUAGUAUAUUACAAUAUUGAAACAGGAGAAUCAUAUACCAUUUUGAGUAAUGUCACCAUGAAAAGUGUGAAUGCUUCAAAUUAUGGCUUAUCACCUGAUCGGCAAUUUGCGUAUCUAGAAAGUGAUUAUUCAAAGCUUUGGAGAUACUCUUACACAGCAACAUAUCGCAUCUACAACCUCAAUAAUGGAGAGUUUAUAAGAAGAAAUGAGCUUCCUCGUCCAAUUCAGUAUUUAUGCUGGUCGCCUGUUGGGAGUAAAUUAGCAUAUGUCUAUCAAAACAAUAUCUAUUUGAAACAAAGACCAGAAGACCCACCUUUUCAAAUAACACAUAAUGGAAAAGAAAAUAAAAUAUUCAAUGGAAUCCCAGACUGGGUGUAUGAAGAGGAAAUGCUUGCUACAAAAUAUGCUCUCUGGUGGUCUCCUAAUGGAAAAUUUUUGGCAUAUGCAGAAUUUAAUGAUACAGAGAUACCAGUUAUUGCAUAUUCCUAUUAUGGUGAUGAACAAUAUCCUAGAACAAUAAAUAUUCCAUACCCAAAGGCUGGAGCUAAGAAUCCUGUUGUUCGGUUAUUUAUUAUCGAUACCAUGUCUCCCGAGCAUGUAGGUCCCAGAGAAGUGCCAGUUCCAGCAAUGAUGGCAUCAAGUGAUUAUUAUUUCAGUUGGCUCACGUGGGUUACUGAUGAACGAAUAUGUUUGCAGUGGCUAAAAAGAAUCCAGAACGUUUCAGUUCUGUCUAUAUGUGAUUUUAGGGAAGGCUGGCAGACAUGGGAUUGUCCAAAGACCCAGGAGCAUAUAGAAGAAAGCAGAACUGGAUGGGCUGGUGGAUUCUUUGUUUCAACACCAGUUUUCAGCUAUGAUGCCAUUUCAUACUACAAAAUAUUUAGCGACAAGGAUGGCUACAAACAUAUUCACUAUAUCAAAGACACUGUGGAAAAUGCUAUUCAAAUUACAAGUGGCAAGUGGGAGGCCAUAAAUAUAUUCAGAGUAACACAGGAUUCACUGUUUUAUUCUAGCAAUGAAUUUGAAGACUACCCCGGAAGAAGAAAUAUCUAUAGAAUUAGCAUUGGAAGCCAUCCUCCAAGCAAAAAGUGCAUUACUUGCCAUCUAAGGAAAGAAAGGUGCCAAUAUUACACAGCAAGUUUCAGUGACUACGCCAAGUACUAUGCGCUUGUCUGCUAUGGCCCAGGCCUCCCCAUUUCUACCCUUCAUGACGGCCACACCGAUCAAGAAAUUAGAAUCCUGGAAGAAAACAAAGAAUUGGAAAAUGCUUUGACAAAUAUCCAGCUGCCUAAAGAGGAAAUUAAGAAACUUGAAGUGGAUGGCAUCACUUUAUGGUACAAGAUGAUUCUUCCUCCUCAAUUUGACAGAUCAAAGAAGUAUCCCUUGCUAAUUCAAGUGUAUGGUGGUCCUUGCAGUCAGAGCGUAAGGUCUGUAUUCGCUAUUAGUUGGAUUUCUUAUCUUGCAAGUAAGGAGGGGAUAGUCAUUGCCUUGGUGGAUGGCAGAGGAACAGCCUUCCAAGGUGACAGACUCCUGUAUGCAGUAUAUCGAAAGCUGGGUGUUUAUGAAGUUGAGGACCAGAUCACAGCUGUCAGUUAAUGGAAGAAUUGCUGAAAUGCCACAGUUUGCUGCACAUUUUCUCUGUUUUACCAUGAACAGCAUCCACACAGGUAACAACUCUCUGUUUGCUGCUGCAUUUCUUCCCCGUAGACUCCUCAGUGUCCCUCAGAAUCGGUGUAGGGUAAGCUGUGACUGACGGGGCUUCUUCCCAUCUGUUGGUCCCGGGCAUUUGCCCAACUCCUCUGUGCAUUGGAAACGUGCAUGUUGAAUCAAUGCAACAAGCAAAAUGGUUGCUGUGAAAUCCCUAUAAGAAACUCCAUUAUUCAACUAAUAAAACCAUUCCAUUUUACUUCCAGAGAAGAAUGAGAAAGGGCAUUACAUAUCUAAAGGGAACAAAAAAAUCGUAUUUUUCUGGCUCCCUGUGUGUUACUUUGUUCUCCUCCCCUCCUUCCUGCUACUGUCGCAUCCUGGUCUCUGCAAUGGCUCAUCCCCCUUAUUUUUUUUUUCUUCCACUGCUUCUGUUUUUCUUAGAGUUCCCUGAGUUUUGGGAAUCAAACCAUUCCCAAAAUAAAUCACAAUUGCUCUAGAACACCAACCCUCAAGGAGGCCUGGGAUAAAUUAGCCUAAAACAUUCCUAUCCUGUACCAGCUUUGCAAAGUUGCAUUUCUGAGGGCUUCCCAUGACUUUUUAAAGGUUGCCCUUCAGCAUGGUCCCUUGCUCCUAAGAAGAUAUUUAUUUUCAAAACAGUUUUCAAAGGAAGGCUCUUCUAUGAUGGAACUCAAAAUAAUCAUGUCCAUAUCCUAAAAGACAUGCAUAAUUAUCCAUACCAUGAUAAAUUGAGGGUCCCUAAGUAUGAAAUGGGAGAGGGAUGGAUAUUAUUCCAUGGAUGCCAAAACAAGGUGGUGAUUAUCACUAAGAUCUAAGCAUUUAAGAUUGAUAAAAUUUAAAGCAGCAAUAACAAAAAUCUUUUUUUCCUCAAAUCUGGGGAUUUGGAAAUUUGGUCCUAGUCGUGGUGCUAUGACUUCCUGUGUUACUGUAAGCCUGGGCCUUGACCUCUCUGAGUCCCAAGUAACUCGCUCACACAAUCAGGAUGCUAGACCUGCAGCCUUAGAAGUACUACUCAACAGAUGUACAGUAGAGUCUAAAGGAUCCAUUUUAUCCUUUGCAGAAAACACGAUAAUAUUCUUUUAAUUAUUUGUUAAGUGCAGUGUUAUUAUGCAUGUGUUUAAACAAAGAAAAUGGAGCAUUUCUAUUAAAUCUUCAGAUUAAAUAUGCUUGUGUAAGGAAGUAAAUGUCAUGUGUACACACUUAAAAUUCUAAAAAUUUGUUUCUUU
Mirounga angustirostris (Northern elephant seal) is the source of this 3516-nucleotide messenger RNA. It is a transcript of the gene FAP, whose product is annotated as fibroblast activation protein alpha. Gene Ontology annotation, molecular function: serine-type endopeptidase activity. The transcript has 22 exons. The coding region runs from base 404 to 2221 and encodes 605 amino acids. The record is from RefSeq and is a predicted model, not a curated record. Gene Ontology annotation, cellular component: plasma membrane. Gene Ontology annotation, biological process: proteolysis. NCBI's taxonomy places the organism in Eukaryota, Metazoa, Chordata, Mammalia, Carnivora, Phocidae.